Messenger RNA from Purpureocillium lilacinum, 825 nucleotides. The record is from RefSeq and is a predicted model, not a curated record. Lineage: Eukaryota; Fungi; Ascomycota; Sordariomycetes; Hypocreales; Ophiocordycipitaceae.
AUGUCAAUAUCUCCGCAGCGCCUGGAAUUCUUUGCCAAGGUAUUCGGUAUCGCGCCGCCGUGUACGCGAUGGAAACCUGGUCACGACUGGCUUGGCCAAGCACAUACUAUCGUCUUGAAUGCCGAAGCCGAGGAGGGCUUGAUUGGAAAUGUGGAAAAGCCAUCGGAAGAGGGCCUCGGCUGGAGAGCUCAUGUCCUUGAGCAGACGCAAGGCGCCAGGAUCGGUGAACCCUCUUCGACAAAGCCUAUACCCCUGCGUCUACCUGAAUUAUCCCCUGUCAGGAACGAUGAGGAGACGAUCAAAGUCCUGCUCAAAUGCCUACAGGCAAUUCCCGGGUCAAUCAUCCCCAACUACGAGCUCGACCGAAUUGAUCACGGGCCGGGAGACAUACUCUUGAUGGGGCUUCUAACGGCUGUAUCACUUUGUCGACAUUUCAACAUCGAGCUACCGUGUGCCAAAGAGCACGCGGUGGACAGCAUGUUGCGUGCCUUGCUUGAUCACUACAGAAAAGUCGAGGUCGCCCGCUCGCCACCUGCUCCGAGUCCCGCACGGCUGCACUUCGCCCCUCCACCAGCACCCGUUCAGUCGGCAAGAACCUCGGCUGGUGGCAUUGGAUAUGGUGCCGUUCGAGGUGCUAACGUGAAAGAACCGAUCCCGCGUGCUGUUCCCCGUCCGCCGCAGGCCCCAGGACGGACCACACCCCCAAACCCCAUACCUCCGCCAGGAAAGGAAUCGGCUCAUCCCCCGAUGCCCGAGUAUAGCGAGCCCAACCCGGACGACCAAUGGGUGUCUGCCCAUCGUUCUGACCUACACUUCUCCGCUUGA